GUGACAGUUCGUGACCCAUGGAGGUACCGACAUGAGGCUUUAUUUCCGAAACUGGCGAAAGAUCGCUUUCGGAAUUUUAGGGAUCUAUUUUAUUGUGUCCUGUUACACCGGUUACCUGUUGAUACGAAGGAGGAUUUUGAGCAAAUCUCGAUAUGACCUACAACGCAUCAGAGAACUUACUGCAUUCACUGACGAUGAUACAGAUUGGAAUCCUUGGGGGGAAGAGUUUGAGAAGGAGGAUGGAAGAGCUCAAAAACAGCAAGCACACGUCCCACAGGAGUCAAAAACAAACUACAAGAGUUACAAGGAACCUGAUGUUGGACGCCCCAAUGUCUCGACUUCCACAGACUUUGUUGUUGAAAUUUGGGGGAAGGCUGCCAUAGGCCUAUACUUGUGGGAACACAUUUUCGAUGGAGUUCUGGAGAAAAGACUUCAAGGGAUUUGGAGUUAUGGAGAGAAAACAAUUGGAAACAUUAAGUUUAGAUUCCGUACAGGUCCUGGAGUGAUUCCAUCAAAAGCUCCCAAACAUGCACAAAAUGUUGUGUUGGUGUUGAAUGGACGAGAACCGUCAAAAAUUGCAUUGGCAAAAACGUGGUUGGAUUAUCUCCCUUCCCUCCCGAAUCUUCAGAAUGCAGCAGUGGUGCUUUUAGGCAAUGAACGGUGUGAUAAUGAUUGGCUGAAACCGUAUAUGGAUAGACGUAACGGACUAGUCAAGCUUGCUUUUAUCACCUACGAUAGUUCAGAAAUCGACAAUAAAUAUUUGUAUCAAUGGCCAUUAGGUGUAGCUACGUAUCGUGAGUUUCCGAAGGUGAAAGGUAACAACGUCCCAGUGAUGAACAGCAGAAAAUACUUAUGCAACUUUUUGGGGACAAUCUAUAAAAACUCGACUAGAGAGACGUUAGUACAGACUCUCACAGCUAGCUCAAUAGGGAGUUCUUGUUUUAUAAAAGCCCGGCACACCUGGCUGCCAAACGAGUCGGAUGACAGUAGAGACACCUACCUAAGGGCCCUCGCCCAAAGUGACCUUACCCUCAACCCAGUGGGGAUCAACACGGAGUGCUACAGGAUCUACGAGGCUAUGUCAUAUGGAUCAGUCCCUGUCAUAGAGGAUGUGAUGACCACUGGUCAGUGUGGCGAGUCGCCUACUUCUGACUCUGUUCCGCUCCGUUUGCUCAAAGAAGAAAAUGCUCCAGUUAUAUAUAUCAAAGAUUGGAAAGAAUUAAAAGACUUACUUCAAAGGGAGUCAACUUUGUCACAAGAAUAUAAAGCAAAACGAAGGAAAGAAUUGAUAUUAUGGUAUGAAAAUUUUAAAUUGAAAAUGCGAGAUAAAUUUGUAAAAGUUUUGGAAGAAAGGUUUUUUCAUAUUUAUCGAUAACAGCUUUUUUUAUUGUGUAUGGUUAGAAUGCCUUUGUCAUAGUUGCCUAAUAAUUGCAAAAAUGAAUGUAGAAUUAAAAUGACGGACGUUUAUUCUGUAGCAGAAACUAUAUCUACCUAUAAAGACACACACUAGUGAUGUAUAGUUAAUUCUAUGCAAAGAUGUUAAUGGCACAACAUAUUUAUCCAGUUCAAUUUUUCUUCUUCAAAUUUUAUCUUUUAUCUUGCUGUGUCUUGCAUCAACUCUAAAGUCUUCCAUUUGUUUUGGCUCAAUAUAAAAGUAAUUUAUUUGUGAUCCAGUUAUCUCCCUUAGUACGUUGGUUUUACUCCAAUGCUCCUUUGUCCUAUUCUGUUAUAUACAAAUUUUGUCUUAAAUGAACAUGUUUUAAGAUUCUUUUCACAUAUCUGAUUAAUGAGUUUUGGGGAAAAGCCCAAUCAAAAAGUUUUAAAGAGGUCAAAAUAUAUUGUAGAUGGUUGAGAAAAAACCUGAUUUUCAGGAUUCAGGCAUGCACCUUGCAAAUUGGUGGAAAAUAUAUACAUGUACUACACAAUCAAUUCUUUCUAUUACAUUUUCAUAUAUUGUGAAAUACUAAGACAUAUUUUACUAUGAUACAUGUAAAUCAUUUUAAGGAAAUGCUAUACAUUCUCAGUAAUUUGAUUUAAAAAGGACCUUCUUUGAAUUUGUAUAUGUUUUAUAUUAUCAUUGAUUUUGUUUUCUUCAUUCUAUUUUAAAGUCAAAGCAGUUUUACUUUUGCCUCAAAUGAUAAACACAGCAUUAUAAUGAUAGGGAAAUAUUUAAAGUGACUUUUAAUACUGCACUGGUGCUUUGUUAAACUUGAAUUCAAUUUAAAUAACUAUCUUUUUAUUUCUUAAUUUUGAUAGAUUGAAAUAUUUUAUCUGUCUUCAUGAAUGUUUUGCAUUUGAACAGGUGUAGGUCAAAACUAUUACAUGGGAGUUAUGUUCACACAAAACUAUUACAUGGGAGUUAUGUUCACACAAAACUAUUACAUGGGAGUUAUGUUCACACCCAAAAUUGUAUCAAUGUCCACAGUUGUCAACACAAUUUUGGUUUUAUUUUUCAUCCAAAUAUUUGGCAUUUUUUAUUCAGAAAGAGUUAGCUCCCUUCUAUCAGAAUAUUUACUGCAUCAGUUUUAAUUAUAAAAGGAUGUAGUUCUGCAUAUAUAGAUGGCUAGCUAAUAUGAAAUGCAUGUUUAUCCGGAAAUAAAACCAGCAUAAAUAUCAUCUAAUUUCUGCUUUAAGUUGCAUCCAAUCAUUUUAUUGUUGUUGAGUGUAUGAUAAUUUUAUAAGAUUCAGCAACGGCUGUCUCAAAUUUUAGCAAGCGGAGUAAACGUCUCAAUGUUCCCUUAAGUCUCAAAUGUCAUAAUACAUAAUGUUGCCAAUAUUUUAUCCCAAAAAGUCUGUUAUUAUUAUUGUAUAAACAUUUAAAAAAAAAAAAACUAAAACUGUUUUACAUACAUGAACCUUGCCAACUACAAUGUAUUAAAAAAAAAUUGUUUUGGUAUAUUUUUUCCCUCUAGUGAGUGAAUUAAAAUCAUUUGUAUGACUAUUUUGCUCUGGUGCUUAAAUGCUAUUAGAAUUUUUUACAUUUGCAGUUCAACACAAAACAUUGUGUUACAUGUCCCUUAAUCAACAAUAAAUUAUAAUGUGAGAUAUGUUAUUUUGUUAUAGACAGUCAUGUUUAUGUUUUUAUCAGUUAUAUAAAGGUUGUGUUGUACUGCUUACAUAUGGAAAUCUGUGCUCACUUUAUUACUGUAAUUGACCUAAUAAGCACACUACUCUUACAAAAACACUAAAGGGAUGUGUUUGAUAGAACCAUGAAUGUACAGGGAAAAACUUUCAUGUGAAAUUUGUGUGGAAAAAUGUAACAAAAUAAUCCUGAGUCUUUGGUUAGAAGACUGAUGAUGAUAUUAGCAGAUGAAUGAGGUAGGGAACUUUUUAUUAAAGGUUGGGAUGUACUUAUAGGGAUAGGUGCACUUAUUAGGUGAAAGAGGUAUAGUAUUUGAAAAAUGAUGUGAAGCCAUUGUUUGUCAUGUAGUACGUGUUUUAAUUGAUGGAGUUAGCAAUUCCUAAACUUUCAGCAUGCAUAAGUUUUAAAUUCUAUGUUACAAUGUACAAUGUAUAUACAUGUAUAUUAUGUACUUUGCUUUUGUUCAGUUUGCUUAGUAAAUCCUCAUUCUAUCACAAUAAUGAUUUGUAAGUUUGCAUUUGAUUUGAAGAUGAAAGCAACAUCAGAGGAAGUUUACACUGCAUUUUAAGUAAAAUAGAUUUUAAUUUCUGUAUAAAUUAAUUCACUAUAGAUUUGUAUUACAAUUUGAUAUGAAAAAGUAGUUCCUUAAUUUAAUAGAUGUAGAGUAUACAUUAGUCUACUGGUGAGCCACAGAGAACAAAUACUUGUAUUGUAGGAAAUUAUUAAUCAAGUUAUCAAUGUGUAUUGUUUUUUACUGUUACAAUUUGACACAGGUAUAUACCAAAGUCUUUCAGACAUUCUUGUUCAAAAUUAUUAUUAUUACAAAAACUAAUUCAUGUUAACCCUGUGUAGUUAAUUGGUAGAUAGUACAAGUUUUCUGUUGUACAUGUGGUCCUUGUAUCAAACAUGUUAAAACUUGGUAGAUUAAAUCUUGUUAUUUAUGAAAUAUUAUUAAUAUUUUGUUUAAAAAUCUAUAAUGCAUCUUUUUCAAAUUCUUAAGUAGUUUAAUAUUAGUAUCUAGGUUAUAAUUCAUCCUCUGAAAAUACCUGUAAGAAUUGGAUUAUUUAAACGUUUUUGAUAUUAUUGAAUAGACUUAAAAACAAUGGCUCCCAGAGAGCAUUGCAGUGCCCUCCAUAGUUUGUGUAAGGAACCCUGGGAGAAAUUGGUGUUCCAAAUGCUUUGCAAUUUAAAAUGUGCGAAAAAAGUGUAUGCAACAAUAUAGAUUAGGCUGGUAUAUAGAGACACUUGUACAGAUGGAGGAAUUGAUAUUACUUUGUGUAAGAUGUAGUUGUAUAAUAAUUUUCAUGUAAUAAAAACACCAAUGUUGUUUUCUGCUAAAUAAAUUGUGACCUAGAAAAUUAUAUUCAGAAUAGAUACCACAAAAUAACUCAAAUUUUCCAGUUAUUAUGAUUACGCAGUAAAGAUGAUAAUUUACUUUAACUUUCACCUGUUAUAAGCUAUUCUUAUGGUUAAAAAAAAAUGUCAUGCGUUAUCUACUGGAAGGCAGAGUUGUCUUUCCUGUUUUAAGGUGGCUCCAUGGCUGGAAUAUGUUGACCCAGAUACAGCUGAUAGCCCUGUAAUUAUCACUAGAUUAUAAACUUCUGAUUUCUAACAAUAAAGACAGUGGUAUGAUGAUGUAUUAAAACUGCUGAAUAUCACCAACAAGUGAAAGUAAGAAAUGAUGGAAAUCAUUUUUUGAAAACCUUAAAUAUUCCAGUUUCUUUUCUAGAAUGAAUGAGAUUGCUACUCUACAUGUGAAUGAGGGGUGUACAUGUGUUCCAAUCAAUGAAUUACAAUGAAUAUCAGUCUAAUACAUCUGUUUAAUGAAUGAGAUGCUUUUACAUUAUAUGCCACUACAUGUACCAGUACAUGUGUACUAAACGGGACAGGACAAGUACCUGUAUAUGUAUGAGAUGUUAUAUAUAUAUUUAUAUCUGGCUGUGACAGAAGUAGGUCAUAUUGAAAUCAACCAUGUCUUUAUUCUGGGGAUCAAAGUACAGGUGACUUGAGAUCUUUGUACUUUUGAAAACUAGCUGAGUGUCUGGAUAAUUUUAAUUGUGUGUGGCAGACAUUGAAUUUGACAGAGAACUGAGAAUGUGUGAAUCAUUUGGUAACAGUGAUUGAGUGUUAAUUAUCAGGUGUACUUGUCACCUGUAACGUAAUUAAGGUCACAAGACAAUGAACUAUUGUUUAUCUUAAAUUCAAUUUCAUUUAAAAAAAAACUCUAGGAAUACUAAGUUUAAUUUUCAAGUUAUUGUAAAACCUAGAAUCAUUGUCGAGUUUACAGUUCCAGAAUAAGAAGGCUGUAUAAAGUAAAGUGUAUCUAUGGUAAUAUUGUUUCAUAAGACUGACUGAAGAUGCAACUAUAACAUUUUCUGGCAAGAAGGUCAUGCCUGGUCAUAAGCCCACACAUAGGGCCUCUAAACAAAUGUAAUUCCACUGUCCUGUAAAUAGCCCGCCCCCUGAUAGGUUAUAUGGUGACACCAUAGGCCUGGUAAAGGUUAUAUGGUGACAACAUAGGCCUGGUAAAGGUUAUAUGGUGACAACAUAGGCCUGGUAAAGGUUAUAUGGUGACAACAUAGGCCUGGUAAAGGUUAUAUGGUGACAACAUGGGCCCGGUAAAGGUUAUAUGGUGACACCAUGGGCCUGGUAAAGGUUAUAUGGUGACACCAUGGGCCUGGUAAAGGUUAUAUGGUGACACCAUGGGCCUGGUAAAGGUUAUAUGGUGACACCAUGGGCUCAGUAAAGAUUAUAUGGUGACACCAUGGGCCUGGUAAAGGUUAUAUGGUGACAACAUGGGCCUGGUAAAGGUUAUAUGGUGACACCAUGGGCCUGGUAAAGGUUAUAUGGUGACACCAUGGGCCUGGUAAAGGUUAUAUGGUGACACCAUGGGCCCGGUAAAGGUUAUAUGGUGACACCAUGGGCCUGGUAAAGGUUAUAUGGUGACACCAUGGGCCCGGUAAAGGUUAUAUGGUGACACCAUGGGCCUGGUAAAGGUUAUAUUGUGACACCAUGGGCCCGGUAAAGGUUAUAUGGUGACACCAUGGGCCUGGUAAAGGUUAUAUGGUGACACCAUGGGCUUGGUAAAGGUUAUAUGGUGACACCAUGGGCUUGGUAAAGGUUAUAUUGUGACACCAUGGGCCUGGUAAAGGUUAUAUGUAAUACCAUGGGCUUGGUAAAGGUUAUAUUGUGACACCAUGGGCCUGGUAAAGGUUAUAUGGUGACACCAUGGGCCUGGUAAAGGUUAUAUGGUGACACCAUGGGCUUGGUAAAGGUUAUAUUGUGACACCAUGGGCCUGGUAAAGGUUAUAUUGUGACACCAUGGGCCCGGUAAAGGUUAUAUGGUGACACCAUGGGCUUGGUAAAGGUUAUAUGGUGACACCAUGGGCCUGGUAAAGGUUAUAUUGUGACACCAUGGGCCUGGUAAAGGAUCAGUAUAGUAGAUGUUAGGUUUGAUUGGAAAUGUCUGGUGUUGAUUUAGGACAAACAUCUUACUCCAAUUAUCAUAUAACAGGUUAAAAUAUUCCAUGUGUCGUGUUUGAUUUUGUUGGAGAAGUGUAAUUCUGUUGUCCGAUUUAUAAAAUCUAUUUAUAGUUAUAACAUAAAGUCGAUAACUCGUCACCAAUGUUGUAACUUAAAAAGUAGUUAAAUUAUUGGUAUGUUGUACUUAAAGAUUUUAAGAAAUAAUUCAGCAGGUUAAAUCAUCUGCUAAAUUAAGAUAUACUUGUACUUGUAUAUAUAUAAGUAUUGAUACUCUACUUCAACAGUCAUUUCAAAGUAUGCUGAAGUAAAACACAUAUCGGAGGUUUCUAUGUAGAGGUCAAUGUAAUCUGAACUUUGUGUACCGUUACAAAAAACAUAUUCGUAGAUAUAAAAUUAAAAAAGAAUUGUUGAACUAUAUAUAAGGCUUCAUUGAACAAGUUAACAUUUUGUAAAUAAAAAAUGUAGAUUUGAAUGCUAAAGAGCUUUUUAAGGUAUUCAGCAUUACCAAAGUUGAUUAUCAUUCAUUGUUAGGAUAGUGUCAACAUAAACCCUUAUAAGGAGUGGCUGUGAUUAACUGCUACAUACACUUAAUAUCACACUUAAUAGUUUACUUAACAGGUAGGAAUAUAAUUUACAUUAACAGACAGGAAUAUAGUUUACAUUAACAGAUACGAAUUGAGUUUACAUUAACACACAGGAAUAUAGUUUACAUUAACAGACAGGAAUAUAGUUUACAUUAACAGACAGGAAUAUAGUUUACAUUAACAGACAGGAAUUGAAUUUACAUUAACAGACAGGAAUAUAGUUUACAUUAACAGACAGGAAUAUAGUUUACAUUAACAGACAGGAAUAUAGUUUACAUUAACAGACAGGAAUAUAGUUUACAUUAACACACAGGAAUAUAGUUUACAUUAACACACAGGAAUAUAGUUUACAUUAACAGACAGGAAUUGAAUUUACAUUUACAAACAGGAAUAUACUUUACAUUAAAAGAUAGGAAUAUUUAUAUUAAUUGUGUUCUGAGGAAAAAGUCUCUACCUCUUUAGUUAAGUAAGUUUUUCAUCCACAGUUCAAGAGUUGUUUAAAAUUAAUUACCUGGAUUUGAUGUACUGGUAGUUAAUUUACCUCAAACCUUUGUUAAAUAAACGUAUCUAUAAAGUUAAAGUUUGAUUUGUCUAGUGUUAGUUUUGUCUUCACACAUUUGGACUCUUAUUUUUAUCUCUGCACAUUGUUGUCGUUUAAUUUAGUUUACAUUCCAUUUUGAAUUGUGAGUGUGCUUAAUCAUAUUUAUUAGUAUGACUUUAAUUACUGUAUGUAGUUGAUUUAUUUGUUUUGACUUGUUUUAUUAGAGGCAUUGUAACCUCAUCAAUCUGACUCAGACAAAGGUUUUAUCAAAUUACAUCAAUGUUUAGUUCUCCACUUCAUUGGUAUGUAUACUUACAAUUAUGGCACGACUGUUUUAGAAAACUUAUAUUUAGCUGAAAUUUUUUUUUUUUCUCAUCAAAUUAUUGCUGAAUCAAAUUAGGUUUUGUUAGAAAUUGACAAUAUCAAUACCUAUUUACUGACAGGAAUUACACACUGUCAUUUUAUAUUACAUAUGGACGUUCUUAUUUAUCUAAUUCAUUCAAAAACAUAAAGCAUCAUUUUUUUCAAUCACCAUGUGCAAAACAAUAACCUCAGGAAAUUAAAUGUGACAGAAAAUUGAUGUAUAGUCAGACUUGUGAGGUUCAAUGUACCUGGUAGAUGGUUGUGUUUGUUUCGUGAGAUUACAGGAAUAUAUUUAUUGUGAUUAAUGAUAUAAAAAAUAUCCAGUGGGUUUGACUGGUAUAUAGUCCAAGGUGUUCAAAGUCUACUUAUCUUUUUGUAUUUGUGAAAUAUAAACAUGCAGAUACAUUUAUCAGAAAAUGAUAUGAUUUAGUUAUAUUAUGUAAUACCUGUGUAUGUAACAAUCUUUAAAAAAAGAUGCAAGUGAAAAAUAUUCAAUGGACAUUCAGUUACAAUAUUUGUAUUUCAUUUUGCUUGAAAUUUCCAUUCAGCUGUACUUUUUGUUUGCUCUGCAAACAAACCGAUUUUGAGGCUAACUUGCUAUAGUUGAUUUAUGCUUGUGUUAAGUAUUUUUGUUUACCAGGAUUAAACAAGUUAAUCAGAAAAUCAUUAUAUACAAGGUGCUAUAUGUAUGUAUACCCCAAAGUUAAAUCACUGUACUUCUAUAGUUGUGUGUUUGUGGGAGCUCUUCAACUAGAGUUACCUCCCUUCGUCAAGAUUUACACAGCACUGUUUUAUGGAUAAGGAUAUUGUUCAAUUGACUUAAUUGAUAAUAACUUAUUAAGAAAGAAAGAUAAAAAUGGAAAAGAUUGAUGAUUGAAUUUUUGUACAAGAAUGAAAUUGAUUUCAAUUAUAAGUGUGAUAAUCUUAAUUGCUUAAAGAUUUUAUUUGAUUUCGGAGGAUAUAUUGUUUGGAGUUUAUCCCAAAAAUGUUUGAGAUAUGUUAAUGUAAUAGGAAAUCAAUGUUGUUGAAGCUAAUUCUUGGUGUGUUUUGAGUCUGUUGGAUUAAGUGAGUUUUAUGUAAAUGGUGUGUGUCUUUGUUAAGAGAUAUCAGUGAUAUUUGUGUGGACACUGUGUGUCUGUGAGAGAUAUCAGUGAUAUUUGUGUGGACGCUGUGUGUCUUUGAGGGAUAUCAGUGAUAUUUGUGUGGAUGCUGUGUGUCUGUGAGAUAUCAGUGAUAUUUGUGUGGCCACUGUGUGUCUGUGAGGGAUAUUAGUGAUAUUUGUGUGGACGCUGUGUGUCUGUGAGAUAUCAGUGAUAUUUGUGUGGACACUGUGUGUCUGUGAGAGAUAUCAGUGAUAUUUGUGUGGACGCUGUGUGUCUGUGAGAUAUCAGUGAUAUUUGUGUGGACGCUGUGUGUCUGUGAGAGAUAUCAGUGAUAUUUGUGUGGACGCUGUGUGUUUGUGAGAGAUAUCAGUGAUAUUUGUGUGGACGCUGUGUGUCUGUGAGAGAUAUCAGUGAUAUUUGUGUGGACGCUGUGUGUCUGUGAGAGAUAUCAGUGAUAUUUGUGUGGACACUGUGUGUCUGUGAGAGAUAUCAGUAAUAUUUGUGUAAAUGUUUUUGUCUGAGAGAGAUAUCAGUGAUAUUUGUGUGGACGCUGUGUCUGUGAGAGAUAUCAGUGAUAUUUGUGUGGACGCUGUGUGUCUGUGAGAGAUAUCGGUGAUAUUUGUGUGGACGCUGUCUGUCUUUGUUAAGAGAUAUCAGUGAUAUUUGUGUAGACACUGUGUGUCUGUGAGAGAUAUCAGUGAUAUUUGUGUGGACGCUGUGUGUCUGUGAGAGAUAUCGGUGAUAUUUGUGUGGACGCUGUCUGUCUUUGUUAAGAGAUAUCAGUGAUAUUUGUGUAGACACUGUGUGUCUGUGAGAGAUAUCAGUGAUAUUUGUGUGGACGCUGUGUGUCUGAGAGAUAUCAAUGAUAUUUGUGUGAACGCUGUGUGUCUGUGAGAGAUAUCAGUGAUAUUUGUGUGGACGCUGUGUGUCUGUGAGAGAUAUCAGUGAUAUUUGUGUGAACGCUGUGUGUCUGUGAGAGAUAUCAGUGAUAUUUGUGUGAACGCUGUGUUUCUGUGAGAGAUAUCAGUGAUAUUUGUGUGGAGGCUGUGUGUCUGUGAGAUAUCAGUGAUAUUUGUGUGGACGCUGUGUGUCUGUGAGAGAUAUCGGUGAUAUUUGUGUGGACGCUGUCUGUCUUUGUUAAGAGAUAUCAGUGAUAUUUGUGUAGACACUGUGUGUCUGUGAGAGAUAUCAGUGAUAUUUGUGUGGACGCUGUGUGUCUGAGAGAUAUCAAUGAUAUUUGUGUGAACGCUGUGUGUCUGUGAGAGAUAUCAGUGAUAUUUGUGUGGACACUGUGUGUCUGUGAGAGAUAUCAGUGAUAUUUGUGUAAAUGUUUUUGUCUGUGAGAGAUACCAGUGAUAUUUGUGUCGACCCUGUGUCUGUGAGAUAUCAGUGAUAUUUGUGUGGGCGCUGUCUGUCUGUGAGAGAUAUCAGUGAUAUUUGUGUGGACGCUGUCUGUCUGAGAGAUAUCAGUGAUAUUUGUGUGGACACUGUGUGUGUCUGUGAGAUAUCAGUGAUAUUUGUGUGGACGCUGUGUGUCUGUGAGAGAUAUCAGUGAUAUUUGUGUGGACGCUGUGUGUUUGUGAGAGAUAUCAGUGAUAUUUGUGUGGACGCUGUGUGUCUGUGAGAGAUAUCAGUGAUAUUUGUGUGGACGCUGUGUGUCUGUGAGAGAUAUCAGUGAUAUUUGUGUGGACACUGUGUGUCUGUGAGAGAUAUCAGUAAUAUUUGUGUAAAUGUUUUUGUCUGAGAGAGAUAUCAGUGAUAUUUGUGUGGACGCUGUGUCUGUGAGAGAUAUCAGUGAUAUUUGUGUGGACGCUGUGUGUCUGUGAGAGAUAUCGGUGAUAUUUGUGUGGACGCUGUCUGUCUUUGUUAAGAGAUAUCAGUGAUAUUUGUGUAGACACUGUGUGUCUGUGAGAGAUAUCAGUGAUAUUUGUGUGGACGCUGUGUGUCUGUGAGAGAUAUCGGUGAUAUUUGUGUGGACGCUGUCUGUCUUUGUUAAGAGAUAUCAGUGAUAUUUGUGUAGACACUGUGUGUCUGUGAGAGAUAUCAGUGAUAUUUGUGUGGACGCUGUGUGUCUGAGAGAUAUCAAUGAUAUUUGUGUGAACGCUGUGUGUCUGUGAGAGAUAUCAGUGAUAUUUGUGUGGACGCUGUGUGUCUGUGAGAGAUAUCAGUGAUAUUUGUGUGAACGCUGUGUGUCUGUGAGAGAUAUCAGUGAUAUUUGUGUGAACGCUGUGUUUCUGUGAGAGAUAUCAGUGAUAUUUGUGUGGAGGCUGUGUGUCUGUGAGAUAUCAGUGAUAUUUGUGUGGACGCUGUGUGUCUGUGAGAGAUAUCGGUGAUAUUUGUGUGGACGCUGUCUGUCUUUGUUAAGAGAUAUCAGUGAUAUUUGUGUAGACACUGUGUGUCUGUGAGAGAUAUCAGUGAUAUUUGUGUGGACGCUGUGUGUCUGUGAGAUAUCAGUGAUAUUUGUGUGGACGCUGUGUGUCUGUGAGAGAUACCGGUGAUAUUUGUGUGGACGCUGUGUGUCUGUGAGAGAUAUCAGUGAUAUUUGUGUGGACGCUGUGUGUCUGUGAGAGAUAUCAGUGAUAUUUGUGUGGACGCUGUGUGUCUGUGAGAUAUCAGUGAUAUUUGUGUGGACGCUGUGUGUCUGUGAGAGAUAUCAGUGAUAUUUGUGUCGACCCUGUGUGUCUGUGAGAUAUCAGUGAUAUUUGUGUGGAUGCUGUGUGUCUGAGAGAGAUAUCAGUGAUAUUUGUGUGGACGCUGUGUGUCUGAGAGAGAUAGUGAUAUUUGUGUGGACGCUAUGUGUCUGAGAGAGAUAUCAGUGAUAUUUGUGCUUGAAAGUUAGUGAGAAUGCUGUGUCUAUUGAGAUCUGAUAAUAAUUUGAAUGUUGUGUGUCUGCUGAAAAAUGAGAAGUAUGUGAAUGUUGUUUGUCUGUGUUGAGAUAUCAGUGAGAUUUGUGUGAAUGUUGUGUGUCAGUUGAGACAUGAGAAUUGUGUGAAUGUCGUUUGUCUGUGUUGGGAUUACAGUGAGAAUUGUGUGAAUGUCGUUUGUCUGUGUUGAGAUAUCAGUGAGAUUUGUGUGAAUGUUGUGUGUCAGUUGAGACAUGAGAAUUGUGUGAAUGUCGUUUGUCUAAAUGUAUGUUGAUACAGCACGUGAUAUAUUACGUAAUUGUGUCAAUGUUUUGAGUCAGACGUCGUAGAGAAUACAACAUUCCCAAUGUACGGAUCAUCUUGUAGAAAUAAACAUCUGAUUAAAACA
Molecule: messenger RNA, 12408 nt
Organism: Pecten maximus
Lineage: Eukaryota; Metazoa; Mollusca; Bivalvia; Pectinida; Pectinidae
Product: ribitol-5-phosphate xylosyltransferase 1-like
Exons: 6
Coding region: 32-1375 (447 amino acids)
Biological process (GO): protein O-linked glycosylation via mannose
Cellular component (GO): Golgi apparatus
Molecular function (GO): ribitol beta-1,4-xylosyltransferase activity
Source: RefSeq, a predicted model, not a curated record